Molecule: messenger RNA, 1105 nt
Organism: Carassius carassius (crucian carp)
Lineage: Eukaryota; Metazoa; Chordata; Actinopteri; Cypriniformes; Cyprinidae
Product: macrophage mannose receptor 1-like
Exons: 5
Coding region: 75-1034 (319 amino acids)
Source: RefSeq, a predicted model, not a curated record
GACAGAUCUCACACAAUCUCUCUCUCUCUUAACAGAGCAGCUCAUUUGUGCCUGUGUGUGAUCAUCUGUUCAUCAUGAGGACUGAAUUCAUCUGCAUGCUGUUAUCAGGUUUGUGCAUCUCAUCUGUGAUCUCCAAACAGUUUGUCUUUGUUAAAGAGGCGAAAUCGUUCAGUGAUGCACAGAUGUACUGCAGAAGUGUUCACAGCGAUCUGGCGAGUGUUGAAGAUGAGGCGGACUUCAGCCGUCUGCAGGCUGUGCUGAGCGGGGUCUCGGAUCCGAGCGUGUGGAUCGGGCUGAAGAGAAGCAAGACAGACUGGUUCUGGUCUCUGUCCAACAGCACGUUCUACGGAGAAGGAGAAGCCGUGUUCAGACGCUGGGAGCCCGGACAGCUGGACAACGAAGGAGGAAUCGAAAACUGCUGCGUCAUCGGUUACACUGGGACGUUCUGGGAUGUUCCGUGUGGAAGUCUAUAUACGUUCAUUUGCUAUGAUGGACAGGACAAUGCCCUUCAGAAGUACGUGUUUGUGAAUCAACUCAAGAACUGGAGCGAAGCGCAGACGUUCUGCCGGCAGAAACACACGGAUCUGGUCAGCGUCAGGAACACGGAUGAGCAGCGGCUGGUCAAGGUGUUGGUGCCGCGGGGAACUCUGGUGUUCAUCGGCCUGUUUAAAGAUUCGUUCAGAUGGUCCGAUAACAGCAUGUCCUCAUUCAGACGCUGGUCUGUUGCUGAACCCAAUGUCUCUGGAGAUUGUGUUCUGCACCAACUGUCAGAUAUAAACGCAUGGGCCACUCAGAACUGCUCUGAAACAAGACCGUUCAUCUGCCAAGACGAAGUGAAGUUGCAGGUCCUGAAAGUGAAGCUGAAAUCAGGUCCCAAUGUGAAUGAUCCUGUGAUGAAGGUGUCCAUCAUGGAGGAGAUCCAGCAGAAACUCCUGAGUCUGGGGUUGCCUGAAGAUGCCAAACUACGGUGGAGAGCUCAGUCUGACGGAGAGAUCUUCCAGCCGCUGGAGAAGGACAAGAAUUCAUGCAAAUAACAUGCUGAAGACAGAUCAUUUUGUCCUUAGAUCUUAAGCCUUCAUAAAGAUGCAGAAUAUCACAUAAACCU